ACGUGAUCAUAAUAAUCCUGAGUUUCUAUCCUACAAACAGCAGAAGAAUGAAGUGCCUCGCAGUGCUGUUACUGUGCGUGACGGCUAUCGCUGCAUUCCCAGCUGCCCAGAAAGAUGAUUUAGAAGCCGACUAUGAAGAACUCGCUCAGAAAUACCUGGAAAGGUUUUAUGACCUGCGGACAGGUGGUCCGGUUGGAAGAAAAAAGAACAGCAAUCCCUUCUCUGAGAAACUCGAGAAUAUGCAGAAGUUUUUCGGCCUGAAGGUAACGGGGACACUGAACGCAGAGACUGUGGAAGUGAUGCAGAAACCCCGCUGCGGAGUGCAUGACAUCGGUCUGUACAGCACCGUCCAGAAAGAUUCUGCGUGGAAGAAAACAGAUCUAACUUACAGGAUUUUAAACUUCACGCCUGACUUGCGUAAAGCUGAUGUGGAGAAGGCAAUCGAAAAAGCCUUUAAGGUUUGGAGUGAUGUGACGCCGCUAACAUUCACCAGAAUCUACGAUAAAGAGUCUGAUAUUGAAAUCUCUUUUGUUAGAGGAGAUCAUCAUGAUAACUCCCCUUUUGAUGGACCCAAUGGAAUUUUAGCUCAUGCUUUCCAACCUGGCAAUGGUAUCGGUGGAGAUGCCCAUUUUGAUGAAGAUGAAAGUUUUACAAAAAACAAUCACCCAUAUAAUUUAUUUCUGGUGGCUGCUCAUGAGUUUGGACAUUCCCUGGGGCUUUCUCAUUCAACUGACCAAGGUGCCUUAAUGUACCCUACUUACCCAAAUACCCACCCUGAUGAAUUCACACUUCCUCAAGAUGAUAUUGAUGCCAUACAGUAUCUCUACGGGAAAUCAACAAACCCCAUUCAGCCAACAGGACCCACUACUCCAUCCAGAUGUGAUCCCACCAUGGUUUUCGAUGCUGUCACCACUUUACGAGGGGAAAUGUUUAUCUUUGUUAACAGAUUUUUGUGGCGCAAGCAUCCUCAAGUAUCCGAGCCAGAACUCCUCUUCAUUCAAACUCUGUGGCCAUCUUUGCCUGCUGGCAUUGACGCUGCCUAUGAAAACCCUUAUACAGAUGAAGUUCUUCUAUUUAAAGGGACUAAAUAUUGGGCUCUCAAUGGCUUUGAUAUUGUCAGAGGAUACCCCAAAAAUAUCCACAAACUGGGCUUACCCAAAACCGUUAAAUCAAUUGAUGCUGCUGCCCACGUAGAGAGCCUAGCAAGAACCUACUUCUUCGCGGGUGGUAAAUAUUGGAGUUACAAUGAAGACACCCAAGAAAUGGAUGAUGGUUUCCCCAGGUUAAUAAAAGAUGAUUUCCCGGGAAUUCCUAGAAAAAUUAAUGCUGCUAUUUAUUAUAGAGGUUUAUUGUACUUCUUCAGUGGACGGAUGCAAUAUGAAUACAGCCUUGAAUCCAACAGGCUUUUAAGGGUUUCAAGGAGUAAUAGCUGGUUGGGCUGUUAAAAAAAAACUGUGGGUAUAAUGAGGCAUCAUUUUUACAUUUUAGCCUUAUCAUUUACUAUAUUGUUUUAGUAUUUUUUUUUAUUGAUAUUAUUUAAUAUUAAUAUGUUGGAAUUAUUUGAGCAUUGUGUCUUUUUGGUGAUUCAUGAUAUCACUUUUGUUCUCUUUCAAUGUAUUAAAUAAAAUGUAUUUUGUAAAAACGCAAA
Molecule: messenger RNA, 1648 nt
Organism: Spea bombifrons (plains spadefoot toad)
Lineage: Eukaryota; Metazoa; Chordata; Amphibia; Anura; Pelobatidae
Product: matrix metalloproteinase-18-like
Exons: 10
Coding region: 48-1445 (465 amino acids)
Biological process (GO): collagen catabolic process; proteolysis; extracellular matrix organization
Cellular component (GO): extracellular matrix
Molecular function (GO): metalloendopeptidase activity; zinc ion binding
Source: RefSeq, a predicted model, not a curated record